This is a messenger RNA of Thermothielavioides terrestris NRRL 8126, 1008 nucleotides long. RefSeq lists its product as uncharacterized. The record is from RefSeq and is a predicted model, not a curated record. The transcript is spliced from 5 exons. Lineage: Eukaryota; Fungi; Ascomycota; Sordariomycetes; Sordariales; Chaetomiaceae. Bases 1 to 1008 code for a protein of 335 amino acids.
AUGAAGUUGCUUUCUGUUGGCUUCGGCCUGAUCCCGCUGGUGCAAGCCGGCCUCCGCUUCCCAUGCUCGACUUUGACCUUCCAGCGCCUGGACCCCGUUGUCCAGCCGGGCUCGAACCCUUCCGCCCAUCUUCACCACAUCGUCGGCGGGAAUGCCUUCAACGCCACCAUGACGGGCGACGUUGGCGAGCGAGCCACCUGCACCACCUGCCAGAUGGCCGAGGACUUCUCGAACUACUGGACUGCCGUCAUGUUCUUCAAGCAUCCCAACGGCUCGUAUCACCGCGUCCCGGUCGUGCCCGUUCAGCCGCUGCUGGGAGGCUCGAACGGUGCCCAAGGCGGCAUCACCGUCUACUAUACGCAAUAUGACUUGAUGAGGGACAACAUCCAGCAGCAGCCCAUCAAGGCGUUCCCACCGGGCUUCCGCAUGACGGUGGGCAGCCCGGGCUCGACGUCCCCCCCGCACGUCGGCCUGACUUAUCAGUGCCUGCAAGGCGGCAACAGAGGUCCGGAGAUGUCCGACUUCCCGACCAAGCCUUGCUCAGGUGGAAUCUUCACGACCCACCACUUCCCCGCCUGCUGGGACGGCAAGAGCCUGGAUAGCCCGGACCACCAGUCGCACAUGUACAACACCAUCACGAUGAACGGCUUCACCAACGCGCCGCCGUGCCCGGCCUCGCACCCCGUGCGCGUGCCGCAGGUCACGUACGAGACCACGUGGGACACGACCAAGUUCAACAGCAUGUGGCCGUCGGGCGCGCCGAACCCGUUCGUCUGGAGCUUCGAGGGCACCCGGGGCUACGGCACGCACGCCGAUUAUAUGUUCGGCUGGAAGGGCGACGCGCUGCAGCGCGCCAUGGACAAGUCCGAGUGCUUCUACGAUGGCUGCGGCGCCAUCAAGAAGCAGGCCAUGUCCAUCGCCAACCAAUGCAAGAUCAAGGACAUGGUCGGGGAGCAGACCGACGGAUGGCUCCCCGCGCUCCCGGGAAUGGCCGAGAUGAAGAAUUAG